AUGGCAUACCAGCCUCCUCCAGGCACCAGCUCGCUCCCGCCUCGACCCCCGGCCAGUGCUGGCAAUGGCAGUACCGGUCGAUCGGGCUUCAAACCUGCCUUCUCGGCCUUCUCGAAAGCCCCCGGGCAGUCCUACUCGAGCGGAACCUCCUACAACGCCGGCGGCCCCCCUGGCUACUCCGGCGCCUCCACCACCCCCCAUUAUGGCCAGUCCACGUAUCAAAGCCAUCCGGCUGCUGCGAACCCCAACCUGAGCUCGGGAGGGCGAGGAUAUGGAUACCAAGCCGCAUCAGCGCAACACCAGCAACACCAACACCAACACCAACACCAACACCAACACCACCACCACCACCAGCACGGCUACGGGCCUCAAGGCUACACCCAAGCCCCCGCAGCGCCGUACGUCUCCGCACCGCAAAUCAGAAACCCUUUCCCUAGCCCUGGCCAACAGGCCGCCACCGCGGCCGCCGCCGCCGCUGCGAACCCAAACGAUUAUGAUCCCGACAUGGCGGCUCAAAUAGCGCAGUGGCAAAGCGCAUACUCGAGAGACCCCGCUGCCCCGACGUUCGACAGGUACGGCAAACCCAUUCCUGCCGACGUGCCGCCGAGACCAGAGCUACCGCCCACCGCCGUGCCGGACAACCCGGACAAGAAAAAGACAGUCGUCCGUCAGGGCGGCGGGAAAAAGUGGACGGAUGACAGCCUCCUCGAAUGGGAUCCCGCUCACUUGCGUCUCUUUGUGGGCAACCUCGCCGGCGAAACAACCGACGACUCCCUCCUCAAAGCCUUUGCGCCCUGGAAGUCCGUUCAGAAAGCAAAGGUCGUCCGCGACAAGAGGACAAACAAGUCCAAGGGCUACGGCUUUGUCAGCUUCAGCGAUGCAGAUGAUUUCUUCAACGCCGCCAAGACAAUGAAUGGCCAGUACAUCCAGAGCCAUCCAGUCAUUGUCAAAAAGGCAAACACCGAAAUCAAAGCCGUCACGGCCAAGGAUAAGAAGCGAGGAAGGCAGAAUCACAAGAAAUCGGGCAACAAGCAAGGGAGCGACGGCUCAUUUGGCCCAUCUGCCGGUGGUUACGAGCCAAGUCUUGGCCCAGUCGCUCCCACAGGCGUCGUAAAACCGGGACAAAAGACCAAAAAUGGCCUGCGAUUAUUGGGUUGA
This is a messenger RNA of Ustilaginoidea virens, 1158 nucleotides long. RefSeq lists its product as uncharacterized. The transcript has a single exon. The record is from RefSeq and is a predicted model, not a curated record. Gene Ontology annotation, molecular function: mRNA binding. Bases 1 to 1158 code for a protein of 385 amino acids. Lineage: Eukaryota; Fungi; Ascomycota; Sordariomycetes; Hypocreales; Clavicipitaceae.